Messenger RNA from Pterocles gutturalis (yellow-throated sandgrouse), 716 nucleotides. It is a transcript of the gene SERTM1, whose product is annotated as serine-rich and transmembrane domain containing 1. Gene Ontology annotation, cellular component: intracellular membrane-bounded organelle. Bases 14 to 337 code for a protein of 107 amino acids. The record is from RefSeq and is a predicted model, not a curated record. The transcript has a single exon. NCBI's taxonomy places the organism in Eukaryota, Metazoa, Chordata, Aves, Pterocliformes, Pteroclidae.
CAGAAACACAGAAAUGUCAGAACCCGACCCUUCAUCUGGAUUUGUAGGAAACAUGGGAAAUGGGACUUUUCUGGAGCUGUAUCCCACAUCCCUUUCAACUUCAGUGGAUUCAUCACCUGGUCGUUUAUCCAACGUCUAUGUGUAUGUUUCUAUAUUCCUUAGUCUCCUAGCUUUUCUCCUUUUGCUAUUGAUCAUUGCACUUCAGAGGCUGAAAAACAUAAUUUCUUCCAGUUCCUCCUACCCAGAAUAUAAUAGUGAUGCUGGAAGUUCUUUCACUAAUUUAGAGGUUUGUAGUAUUUCUUCCCAGCGCUCUGCUCUCUCAAACCUUUCUUCAUGAAACUAAAUGAAAGGAAACACACAGGGAAUGGAAGAGCUCUGUCUAGUUUCUUGGGGAGGCAGUGCAUGCAUCAUUUGCCUUAGAACGCUAUUAUGAAGAGGUGUCUUUUAAAGUUUCCUUAGGGAUUUUUUUUCUUUCCUUUUCUAGUCUUCAUUUCCCCUUUUAAUAAUGUUCUUUUCCAUUUUGGACAAUGGAUAAUGACAUUUGAUCAUCGUUUCCUGCCUGUAAUAGUGAUGCUGUCUUUUUCUCAUGCAUACAGGGUGUUCAGUAAGAGUAUUCCUGCCAAACUGCAAUAUGGUUCUAACUGGAUGUGUCAUUUUUCUGCUGUAGUUCUGACCCCUUCCCUGGUUUUGUAGCAGUAAUAUACUGACUACUUUUC